Cordyceps militaris CM01 is the source of this 1194-nucleotide messenger RNA. RefSeq names its product RIO1 family protein kinase, putative. The record is from RefSeq and is a predicted model, not a curated record. Lineage: Eukaryota; Fungi; Ascomycota; Sordariomycetes; Hypocreales; Cordycipitaceae. Bases 1 to 1194 code for a protein of 397 amino acids. Gene Ontology annotation, biological process: protein phosphorylation; maturation of SSU-rRNA. Gene Ontology annotation, cellular component: cytosol; nucleus; preribosome, small subunit precursor. The transcript is spliced from 2 exons. Gene Ontology annotation, molecular function: ATP binding; protein serine/threonine kinase activity.
AUGAUUUUGGAUACGAGAGCACUGCGCCAUUUGGCUGCGGAGGACUGGCGAGUUCUAACUGCCGUCGAGCUGGGUAGCAAAAACCACGAAAUCGUACCGACAGCACUUAUCGAACGGAUUGCGCGACUGCGCGGCGGUGCAAGCGGCGUUCACAGGAGUAUAUCCGCGCUCGCCAAAGUCGGCCUCAUUGGCCGCGUCAAGGAAGCCAAAUACGAUGGGUACCGGUUGACGUAUGGCGGCCUCGACUAUCUCGCCCUGCAUACGUACUCGAGCAAAAAGGUUGUAUACAGUGUCGGUAGCAGAAUCGGUGUCGGCAAAGAAAGCGACAUCAUGGUGGUCGCGGACCACACCGGCAAGCAGCUGGUCCUCAAGAUCCACCGACUAGGUCGCAUCUCGUUCCGCACGGUCAAAUCAAACCGCGACUACCUCCGCAACAAAUCCUCUGGCUCCUGGAUGUACCUAUCGAGGCUUGCUGCCAUGAAGGAAUAUGCCUUCAUGCAGGCUCUGCGCGAAGAAGGGUUUCCCGUACCGGAGCCACUUGGCCAGACGCGCCACACCAUUGUCAUGUCGCUCAUCGACGCCCACCCUCUACGACAAAUAUCAGAUGUGCCGGAUCCUGCAACACUUUAUGGGGAGUUGAUUUCUCUCAUUCUACGUCUUGCCCAGCAUGGUCUCAUUCAUGGAGAUUUCAACGAAUUUAACAUCCUAAUUAAGGAGAAUAAAACGACCAAUGAAGCGGGGGAGGAAACGAUUACUCUGGAGCCAAUAGUCAUUGACUUCCCGCAGAUGGUUUCUAUGGAGCAUCAGAAUGCUGAAAUGUAUUUUGAUCGCGACGUAAACUGUAUCAAGCGAUUUUUCCAGCGUCGCUUCCACUUUACAAGCACACAGCCUGGGCCUUUCUUCAAGAACGCCAAAAAGACGGUUGGAAGAGGCGGCAAGACAAGGCUGGAUGCGACGGUGGAGGCAUCGGGCUUCACUAAAAAGAUGUUGAAAGAUUUGGAAGCAGCCAUCAGAGAAAAAGGAGAAACAAGAACGGACCAGAAAUCGGCCGACGAAGACGAAGAAGAUGAGGAAGAAAGCGAAUCAGACGAGUGUGAUUCUGGUGAUGAGUCUGGCCCUGUCGUCAUUGGAGGAGUUGAUGCAACAGAUGCAGUUGAAGAGGUCAAUGACAGUGUGGCCGAGCUCAAAGUAUAA